AUGUCUGCGCGCCGCCAGCCUUCAACCACUUCUCUAUCCAAAUAUGUCCGAGCUAGCACUCCGGACUUACAACCACGAUCACUUGAUUUCUGCAACGCAUUUUGGGGCUUGGGCGAUGGUGGCGUCGAUGUACUUUUUGCACGCAUGCGGGGGGCUGCGAGGACGGUUGAGGAGUUGAAGAAUUUUUGGAAGGAGAGGGCAGCGAUCGAGGAAGAUUAUGCCAAACGUUUAACCAAAUUGUCGAAAAUGGUUUUGGGAAGGGAUGAAAUUGGAGAAUUACGCAAUUCUAUGAACGCCGUCAAAGUCGAGACUGAGCGCCAGUCCGGUUUCCACCUUAGCCUUGCGCAGCAAAUACGCAAUGAUUUGGAGUCCCCCGCAGCUGCGUUUUACACGCGGCAACUCCAACACAAGAAAGUCGCCCAGGCGGCCAUCGAGAAGGACUUUAAAACGAAACAGACGCAAGAGACCUACGUGACCAAAGCGCGCGAGAAAUACGAAGCGGACUGCAUGCGGAUCAAUUCAUACACGGCGCAGUCAUCGUUGGUACAGGGAAAGGACCUGGAGAAGAUUCAUAUAAAACUGGAACGUGCACAACAGACUGUACAAACCAAUGAGCGCGACUUUGCCAACUUUUCCAAAGCCUUGCAAGAUACGGUGCACAAGUGGGAGCAGGCUUGGAAGGUGUUUUGUGAUCAAUGCCAGGAUUUGGAGGAAGAGCGCAUGGAGUUUAUGAGGGACAACAUGUGGGCGUAUGCCAAUUGUGUAUCUACCGUUUGUGUUGCGGAUGAUGAGUCUUGUGAAAAAAUGCGUCUUGCUUUGGAACGAAUGGAGGCCGAAAAAGACAUGGAAAACUUUGUACACAAUUAUGGGACUGGCAAUCAAAUCCCAGACCCUCCUGCUUUUGUCAAUUAUAACACAUCUGAUGCCGUCCCCUCCUCUUCGUCACGACCCACAUUUCGUCCUGCCCAGUUUGUGCGAGCCACACAGAGAGAGCUACCUCUGCGGAACACCGUGGAGCCUGAUUUGGACGAGCCAGUCGUCAACACUGCAGGGAUAGGCGCUGGAGGAGGCGGGCGACGAUCAGAACUUUAUACCGAGCCUCCUGAUCUUACUCGCAGACCCACGCAGAGUAGGGCGCAGGCCCAGCAAGCGGUAUAUGUCAAUGGAACUCAUAACAAUCAACCUGCCUACGGUGCACCUGCCCCAGGGCCCACCGGGCAACCUCCUCAAAGAAAACCUACUUAUGCUUCGCAGGCGCCGUCACAGACGUCCCAGCGCAUCCUCCAAGAUCCUCACGCCGAAACUAUUGACCCUACUGCCGAAACGUACAUCAAGGUAGGCAAUAACGCGUAUAAAGUUGACUUGUCGAAAGACCCACAACAACAAGGCCGGAUUAAAGCACCUUCACCGUCUAUUCGUUCCAACGCAUCAUCUCCAGUCAAGCCCAUUGGUAACGGAUCCACCACCGUUGAUCCUCUCGCGAAGCAGUUGGAAGAGCUACAGAACGCGGUUUCGUCAACUGGUAGUGUUCGAAGAAACACAGUCAAUAGGCCUAGUAUGGCUGCACAAGCACAGGAACAAAGACCCUCCUCUCGUCCUCGUACAUCUCCAGGACCUUCUACUACACUUUCUCCCCCUCCAACCAGCACAAGCCUGGCGGGCGGUUCCAACUUGCAAAGUACCAGCCCCGCCCCGGUUCGUGAUUACCGUAAUUCAGCAGAAGUGGUUGUGGGCACGCAUCCAGCAGCAGCAGCGGCUGCAUCUCGACCUGCGUCUCCUAAUCCUCCCACUGCGGCGUUCAUGGUUCCUAGACCCACCACGCCUUCUGGGUCAGAGGUUGUCCAAGAGGUGUUGGCUGAUUAUCACCAGUCUUUGCCUGGAGAGCGGAAGUCGCUUAGUCGGCAGGGUAGCAGAAGGGGAAGUUUUUCAGUGCAGCCUGGUCAGCAGAAUCCGCCACAGCACCAAUCUAACUUGAGUCACGGCCAGAAUUUGGCGCGGCCUCCUAGUACGGGACACGCCGGAAUUGGUGCGCAUGGUUCACGCAGUAAUAGUCCUCAACCGCAAUCUCGCGGACCAAGUCCCGCGCCUGGUAGCGUAAUGAACUCGUAUAUCGCUCCACCUCCUCAAGGAAUCGUUCGUGCGCCUAGUCCAAACGCUGUGGGUAUUGUGCUUGACCCCAGUGGAAGAGUGUUGCAUGAUGAUAUGGCGCAUGGGUAUCAACAGCAACAGCAACAUCAGCAGCGGCCUCAGCAGCAGCAACAACAGCGGCCUGGCCCACCACAGCAGCAACAGAUUCAGCCUCAGUAUAACCCUCCCAUCGUUCCUCAACAACAACAGCCGCAAGCACGCCGAUCGAGUUACAUGUCUGUUCCUCCCCCUCAGCAGCAAGCAUAUGCCGUUACACCCCCUCCACCAACACUGUACCAAGCGCCUCCACCACAAGCGAGUUACAUCCAGCCUCCUCCCCCCGUUCAGCCUUCGUAUACGCCUUCUCCUGUUCUGUAUCAGCCUGCGCCUGUGCCCCAGCAGCAGCAGACUGCGUAUCAGAUGACGCCUGCACAGGCUGGUUCUUAUAGUGCGGGUGUCAAUGGUGUUGGUGUUGGGCGGGGUGCGCCUGGGUAUUAUCAGCCGCAGCAGCAGCAGUUGGCGCCUGUUCAACAGCAGCAGCAGUUGGCACCUGUUCAGCAGCAGCAGCAGCAGAGGCAGUUGCAGCCUCAGCAACGGUUGCAACAGCCUCAGCAGCAGCAGCAACUGCAACCUCAGCAGCAGCAACUACAACCUCAGCAGCAGCAAAGACAAGGAGGUUAUCAGCCACAACAGCAGCAGCAGCAGCUUGGGUAUCGAGAUCCUAGCCCCGUAGGCCGGUCACCCUCACCUCAACCGCCUCCCCCAGGUCAAACGACGGAAGAUGGUGAUCAGAUUCUCUUCUACGUAAAAGCGCUGUACGAAUACGCUGCUACCAUUGAAGAAGAGUUUGAUUUCCAAGCAGGGGACAUUAUCGCUGUUACGUCCACCCCGGAAGAUGGGUGGUGGAAUGGGGAGCUCCUUGAUGAAGCGCGGAGACAGCCGGGAAGGAAUGUGUUCCCUAGCAAUUUCGUUUGCCUUUUCUAG
This is a messenger RNA of Laccaria bicolor S238N-H82, 3111 nucleotides long. RefSeq lists its product as uncharacterized. Gene Ontology annotation, molecular function: protein binding; phospholipid binding. Lineage: Eukaryota; Fungi; Basidiomycota; Agaricomycetes; Agaricales; Hydnangiaceae. Bases 1 to 3111 code for a protein of 1036 amino acids. The record is from RefSeq and is a predicted model, not a curated record. Gene Ontology annotation, cellular component: mitotic actomyosin contractile ring, proximal layer; plasma membrane; cell division site. Gene Ontology annotation, biological process: cytoskeleton organization. The transcript has 5 exons.